GGACAGGGAGGGAUAUUGAGAGAGACAUGAGGAAGGAAGUUGGAUACGGGGGACAAGGGAACGCAUGUAGGCUUUGGGCUAACAGACAGACUCAGCACAGACCUGGACAAGUGAGACAGGUUCUGUCCUAACUGACAAAGGAAUCCAGGCACACAUCCACCUCCUGAUCCUCUGCUCAACACCUGGGAUAUCUAAAGGUUUGGGAACCCCUCCAUCCAGGCUUCGCCCUGGAGGCCAAAAGCCUCGCUGAGGGCUCUGCGGAGGGGGAAUGCUGUGAGAGCUGCUCACCUCCUCCUGCACCCCUUCUUGUGUCCCCUGUGCUCACCGUGGAGGAGCCGGGCUUCACCACUGUGAGGCUGUGCCAAGAUGGAGAAGACAUCUGCCUGACAGCAAGUGAGGGAUACAUGGAGGAGAUGAGUGGAGAUCCAAACUGUGAAGACAUGCAAAGGAAAGACCAACGAUUGCCAUUCCAGAUCUUCCCUGACCCUGUUGAGGUUGUCCGGGGCCCAGAGACCACUUUGAACUGCCUGGACCACGACCAUGCGAAGGAGCGUCUACCCUCCAUCGUUGUGGAACCCACAGAGGUGAGUGAGGUGGAGAGCGGAGAGCUGCGCUGGCCUCCGGAGAACAUGGACAUGGAGGAAGACGAGGAGGACCUGUUCCUGGAGCAGUGCAUCCCCCCAGCCAAUAUCGCAGACUGGGGAGAAGAGGAGGAAGAAGAGGAGACAUCAGUUAUACUGAACCAGCAGCAAGGCUUGACACUCAUUGACCUUCAGUCAGAUGCAUUUAGAGAUGACACCCCAACCCUUCCACCGAGCAGCGCUCCGGCCCUCAACUGACUUAACCUCAGAGAACUCUGCACCUCUGGUGACCUAGUUAGGAAGCAUCCUGAUAUUAAGUAUGUCAAAGUAUAGAAACCGGGGAGUUUGUGACAGAUGAUGCAAAGAGUGAACUGAAAGCCAAUCUUGAUGAAGAGGAAAACACAAGUUUUUAGAUGUCAAACACUGAUAACAGCUCUACAUGCCAACUGUGACAUUUAGAUCAAUGUGUACAAGAAGAGCCAAAUACAGACAUGCCAGUACGCAUAGGAACAGAGACACAAAUACACACAUUCUCAGACGCACAAAUAAAAAGGUCAGCUUGCUGAUGUUGGUGACAGAGAUUUGAGCAGCAUGGUGUCUUUGCUGUAUUUUUAAACAUUUAGGUAAACUUUUGCUGACAUCGUGACUUUGUGUUUCAUUUCCCUUGUUUUCAAAUUUUUAAGGGCUCAUUGAUGUGGCAACACAUUUUCUUUUCUUUGUGCUUUGUUCAUUUUCUAUACUUAAUCUCUGUCUCUGGUACAGAUAACAGCCUAUAUCUUAUUAAACAUCUUUCUCGUAGAUCAUCAUUUUGACCCCACACGUGGCUUUUGAGGACAUUUAGCUGGUUUUAGCUUCAGUAUGAACAGUAUUUAUUAAAGCGCUGUAAAAUACGUUGGCUCUUCUCUGAAACCACUUGCUGUUUUGCUCUGUUUUGCUGAAUCUGUGGAGCAUUGUAAAAUGUGAUAAAACAACAGAUUUUAUUGAACACAUCCAAUGGUUAUUUUAUUUAUUUCCUAAUAAAGCAGCAAUACUGUAUCUCAAAUUGGAUGUCUCAUCAUGCGAUGUUGUGAUCUUAAAAUCAGCAUUUUACACAGGGAAAAAUCACUGGUCAGAGGCUUUUUCUCACAGGAUUUGUUGUCAGGCAUGUAGAACCAAGAAAAGGAAGGCAGCUCAAUAUAGUUGAUUUUUAUAGUUGAUUACAACAGUUGUAGACACCAUUGAGUUGUAACUGUCUAAUAAUAGUCUCAUUUGUGUGUAGGCCGAUCUAUGAAUUACUUGUAUAUAUGGAUAACACAAUAAGUUGUUGUGUUAAAAUGAUUAUUAUGAAUUUGACAAUAAAGUAUUUUGUCCCACUAA
Messenger RNA from Perca fluviatilis (European perch), 1937 nucleotides. It is a transcript of the gene lbhl, whose product is annotated as LBH regulator of WNT signaling pathway, like. Gene Ontology annotation, cellular component: nucleus. Lineage: Eukaryota; Metazoa; Chordata; Actinopteri; Perciformes; Percidae. The coding region runs from base 405 to 839 and encodes 144 amino acids. Gene Ontology annotation, biological process: positive regulation of DNA-templated transcription. The transcript has 4 exons. The record is from RefSeq and is a predicted model, not a curated record.